This is a messenger RNA of Micromonas commoda, 1473 nucleotides long. RefSeq lists its product with no specific name. Bases 1 to 1473 code for a protein of 490 amino acids. Gene Ontology annotation, molecular function: protein binding. The transcript has 4 exons. Lineage: Eukaryota; Viridiplantae; Chlorophyta; Mamiellophyceae; Mamiellales; Mamiellaceae. The record is from RefSeq and is a predicted model, not a curated record.
AUGCUCCUCGAGAAGCUACCGGCCCACGUUCUCCGAGACGUGUUCGGUUUUUUGAGUGCCGGCGACGUCGCGCGCGCGGCCUGCGCGUGCAAGACCUUCAAGCAGGUCGCUCGAUCCGAAUCCCUGUGGCGCAAGCUCCUCUCCGAAAAGCUGGGCAGCCAGGCUUCGAUCGUCCUGCCCAAGACGCUGCCGAACGAGCGGUACCCUCACGGCGACAUGGUCGUGGAACCCGCUUGGAAGGAGAUGUUCCAGUUCUGGAUGAACCCCGGACCGAACUCCUACUCGUGGAUGGAGCACGCGAAGGGCGAAGAGCUCGAGAAUAGGGGAAAGUUCGCGGCGAGGUACCUGCAUCGCUGCACCGCCAUCGGGGACGGCAACAAGAUCCUGCUCUUCGGCGGCCAGGGCAGCGGCGCGGACUUUUUCAACGAUCUGCACCUGCUCGACCUGAGGAAGAAGUCCCUGCAGCUCGAGCAGCUCGACGCCGCCGGCGACCCGCCCUUCCCGAGGUGCUCGGGCACGCUCACCGCGGUUUCCGUGACGGGCAUCCCGGGCAGCGAGGUCGUGGCGCUCUUCGGCGGCUCGCAGGGGUUCUUCGAGGGCUUCUCCAACUCUCUCUGCAUCCUUCAGGGCGACGAGAACGUCAGCAUCAGCGACGCGGCGAGCCAGCACAAGGGUUUGACGUGGAGGGAGCCGCUGGUUGUCGCGGCUGAUCCCGAAGACGGCGUGCCCGACGCCAGGUGGGGUCACAGCGCGGUGUCCUGGAACGGAAAGCUCGUGCUCUUCGGCGGCAGCAACACCCAGCACUGCUUUAACGACACCUGGGUCCUCGACGUCGGCCUCAACCCGCGGGAGCCCGAGUCCAGAAGGCUUCUGGCGACGUGGAAGAAGCUCAAGCUCGGGAACGACGCGCGACCGCCGUCGAGGGCGGGCCAGACGGUGAGCCUGGUCGGCGACGCCCUGUACGUGUUCGGCGGGUGCCACAUCAGCGACGUGUUCAACGACCUGUGGCGUCUGGACCUCGGCGUGCGGGUUCCCACCUGGGAGAGGCUCGACGUCGCGGGGACGCCCCCCGCACCCCGGGUGGGUCACGCCGCGGUGGUGCUCGGCGAUCGCAUCGUCUUCUCCGGCGGCCGCGGCAGCCCAACCGCGGGGGCGAGCGGAACCUACGCGACCGCGGACCAGGGCCUCGCCACCAUGCAGGGCCUGACGUUCUUCGAGGGUGGCUUCGCGAUGCUGGACAUCUCGCGGGGCACGUGGAUGCCCAUUCAGCAUCCCAACCGCAACAACCACGUGUACCUGCGGGGCGAGGACGACGGCGCCGUCGACAUGGAGGACGCCGCCAUGGAGGAUGAGGUCUGGGAGCACCGCACGGGCCACGUGAUGGUGCCGGCGAAGGACGGUUUACUCGUCAUCGGGGGUUUGGCGUACAACGGGGAGUUUCAGAACGAUGUCCAGCACAUCAGGGUGUUCUGA